UCCAGCUUUUGCGCUCAUCACACACCCAUAAGCUGUCAUCAGUCGGCAAAAUGGUCAUCGAGAAAGAAGAUACCUUCGAGGUCGACGGGCACAGGCUUUACGCCAAGUCAUGGCUGGUACGUCACUCACACUGAGCAUCCAUAUGCCUGACCUUUCCAUCCCAUAUUGUCCAUACCUCGACAAGAUGUGGAGCACAAUUUAUCUCGCUAAGAUACCUCCUAGCCCGACGGCCCCGCCAAGGCCAAGCUCAUCUUCAUCCACGGCUUCAGCGACCAUCUGGGCCGCUAUUCCAACUUCUUCCCCUCCCUCGCCAGCCGCGGCAUCGCCGUCCACGGCCUGGACCAGCGCGGCUGGGGCCGCUCCGUCCGCACGCCCGCCGACCGGGGCCUCACGGGCCCGACGUCCCAGGUCCUCGCCGACAUGGCUGCCUUCGUCACCUCGCACUUGCCCUCGUUCUCCUCCACCUCGAAGGAUGGUGAUGCCGACAUCCCGGUCUUUGUCAUGGGCCACUCCAUGGGCGGCGGCCAGGUACUCACCCUGGCGUGCCACCCAGACUACCAGGACCGCCUGGUGCGCCGGGUACGCGGCUGGCUGCUCGAGGCGCCCUUCAUCAGCUUCUCGCCCGAGGAGAAGCCGUCGGCGCUGAAAGUGUUUGCGGGCCGGCUCGCGGGCCGGCUAUUCCCGCACCGGCAGCUGAAGCACGAGAUCCGGCCGGAGCACCUGAGUCGGGACCCGGAGGUGGUCAAGAGUAUCGCGGCCGACGAGCUGAUGCACAACACGGGCACGCUGGAGGGGUUGGCGGGGCUGCUGGAUCGGACGGCGGCGCUGGCGAGUGGGCAGGUGAGGCCGUUGCCCGGCGGCGCGCUGAGGAGUCUGUGGGUCGGGCACGGCACGCAGGACAAGACGACCUGGUUUGAGGCCAGUAAGAAAUACUUUGAUGAGUGCACGGGCGAAGUGAAGGAUAAGGAGUUCAGGGUGUAUGAGGGAUGGUAUCACCAGCUGCAUGCGGACGGGCCGGACAGCGAGCAGUUUUAUAGGGAUGUCGCAGAUUGGAUCCUGGCAAGGUGUGGUGAGGACAGACCGGAGGCGAAGCUAUAGGGAUGACUGGUCGGGUGUAUGGGGGUUAGUUCUAUGCGUUUGGUGGUUAGGUUGGUUUCCGGUCUUAAUAACAUGGCCCCUGUUUCUUAAUACGGAUCCAACAGUGCGGAAC
Molecule: messenger RNA, 1210 nt
Organism: Parathielavia appendiculata
Lineage: Eukaryota; Fungi; Ascomycota; Sordariomycetes; Sordariales; Chaetomiaceae
Product: alpha/beta-hydrolase
Exons: 1
Coding region: 421-1098 (225 amino acids)
Cellular component (GO): membrane
Molecular function (GO): monoacylglycerol lipase activity
Source: RefSeq, a predicted model, not a curated record